CAAUGCCGAGAAGUCAGAAUUCAACGAGGACCAGGCGGCCUGCUGUCAGAUCUCCAUCCGGAGGAGAAAGCCGGGCCUGGAGGAAGAUGAGGAAUGGCUGAUCCUGUGCUCCACGCAGUUUCUGACUGGUUACUACUGGGCACUAUUUGAUGGCCACGGUGGCCCGGAAGCUGCCAUCAUCGCUUCCAACUAUUUGCACUACUGCAUCAAGCAGAAGCUGGAGGAGGUUGUGGGAGGCAUCACAGAGGCGCGUCCCCCCAUGAAUCUGAGCGGACACUGUGUUUGUGACAGCGACCCCCAGUUCGUGGAGGAGAAGCACAUCCACGCCAAAGACCUGGUGGUGGGAGCCCUGGAGAACGCCUUCCAGGAAUGCGAUGAAGUCAUUGGCCAGGAGAUGGAAGCUACGAACCAGAUGGGAGGCUGCACUGCUCUGGCUGCCCUUUAUUUUCAGGGAAAGCUGUAUGUGGCUAACGCUGGGGACAGCAGGGCGAUUCUUGUUCUGAAGGACAACGUUGUGCCCAUGAGCUGCGAGUUCACACCCGAGACAGAGAGGCAGCGAAUCCAGCACUUGGCUUUUCUUUUCCCCAAGCUCCUGGACGGUGAGUUCACGCGCUUUGAGUUUCCACGGAGGCUGAAGGGAGAUGAUGUGGGCCGGAAAGUCCUGUACCGGGAUUACUUCAUGGAGGGCUGGGGAUACAAGAUGGUGGAGAAAGCCGACCUCAAGUAUCCUCUUGUCCAUGGUCAUGGGAAGCAGGCUCGCUUGCUGGGGACUCUGGCUGUCUCUCGAGGUCUGGGGGAUCAUCAGCUCAAAGUCAUCGACACCAACAUUGAAGUCAAACCUUUCCUCUCCUGCAUUCCCAAGGUGAAUGUAUUUGACUUUGCUCUGCAUGACAUUAAGGAAGACGACGUCCUCAUCAUGGCAACUGAUGGCCUUUGGGAUGUUCUGUGCAACAAAGAGGUGGCCCAUAUGGUCAGGAGCUUCCUUGCAGAAAACAGGACAGAUCCUCACAGAUUCUCAGAACUGGCCAAGUGCUUGGUAUGCAGAGCAAGGGGAAAGGAGAGAGGCCACCAGUGGAUGCUGGAUGACAGCCACGAGGCAUCCUACGAUGACAUCUCUGUAUUUGUCAUCCCACUACACAACAGAGAUGAGGACUGACUGUUAGCAUGACACACAGGAUCUGUGUCCCCCUACUGUGGUGCUAUUUAGCAUCAACCCAAGACAGAGAUUUCUGCUGUGCAUGUACGCUCUCUUCCAGCAAAACCAUCUGCAGUGGAACCUGAAAAUGCACAGCCAGCACUUAUGUAGAAGGUCAACAAGAACAUUAGCUCCUUAAGAACGUGCAAGAGAGGAACAGUGGGCAACAAAUCAUUCCCCUUACUCCUUUCUCUUUGUUGGGCCAAAGAGAAAUCGCAAAGGGGGCCACACAAGCUGAAGGGUACUAUUGCUAAGAUUUU
Pygoscelis adeliae (Adelie penguin) is the source of this 1455-nucleotide messenger RNA. It is a transcript of the gene PPM1M, whose product is annotated as protein phosphatase, Mg2+/Mn2+ dependent, 1M. The coding region runs from base 260 to 1156 and encodes 298 amino acids. The transcript has 9 exons. The record is from RefSeq and is a predicted model, not a curated record. NCBI's taxonomy places the organism in Eukaryota, Metazoa, Chordata, Aves, Sphenisciformes, Spheniscidae. Gene Ontology annotation, biological process: protein dephosphorylation. Gene Ontology annotation, molecular function: protein serine/threonine phosphatase activity.